Messenger RNA from Danaus chrysippus (African queen), 327 nucleotides. The record is from the annotation of a GenBank genome assembly. Lineage: Eukaryota; Metazoa; Arthropoda; Insecta; Lepidoptera; Nymphalidae.
AUGAGUUCCUGUUAUUGUUCUCAGAUUUUAACCUUGCUGCCAGACAGGGAAGUUAAUGCGGCUCCAGAGCCAUGUAAGGAAAUAGUAGAGUUUAUAUUUAAUACAGACCGGCUAAGGAAAACCAAACACACAGAGAAAGAGAGCGAAGAAAUAGACGAAAGGGAAAAGAGAAGGAAAGAAAAGAUCAAACAACUGAAAAAGAUUGAUAAAGUUAUUUUAGGAUCAGAUAAAGAAGCUUCUGAACAACCGAAAAAAGAACCAAAAGGAGUCAUGGAAGAAUUCAUGUCUGGUUAUUUGAACUUUAUAAAAUAUGUAAUGAGUAUGUAA